Molecule: messenger RNA, 856 nt
Organism: Aricia agestis (brown argus)
Lineage: Eukaryota; Metazoa; Arthropoda; Insecta; Lepidoptera; Lycaenidae
Exons: 3
Coding region: 173-805 (210 amino acids)
Source: RefSeq, a predicted model, not a curated record
UCAAAAAUAUAAUUUCAGCCGAAACUCUCGAAUCUGUUUAUGCAUUAUAAGUUGUUAUCCUACUCAGGAUAAAAUUGGUUUCAAGAUAUAAGAAUUGGUUUUAAGAGAAGAAAGUUUGAAAGUAUUUCGUAGUGUGCGUAAGGCGUAAGCCAGAAGAAGCGGUUCAGCGAAGAUGAGUGCCGCUGUGACCGGUCGCCGCAUAAGCUCCGAACAGUUAAAUAUAUUAUUAUCAUUUAUGGAAGAGCACCGCGAUUUUGCUGCCGGGAAACAGUCGAUAUAUUCUAGGUACAGCGCCAGUAAGCUGUGGCGUCUGCUCGCCGAGAGACUGAACGCCGCGGCCGUCGACUCUGGUGGCGUGCGAAAAUCUCCCGACAAGUGGUGUAGAUAUUGGGCGGACAUCAAGUACAAGGCACGGAAGAAGGCUGCAGCCAAUGGAAGUAUGGGUGAAACGUCCACUGUCGAGGAAAGGGUACAAAAUAUACUGGAUACUAAGCCAAAAUCAUGCUGCGGAGGAUGUACUCAGGUAGAGGAGGAGGGCAAGAGCAGUACAUUGGAGGAUGACAUGGUCUCGGAGGCCGAGGGCGGGGACGCGGGGAACGCGCGACUGUCCACGGAGGAGGUGCUGGCGGAGGCGGCCAUGCGGAGCGCUCUAGCGGCGGAGCGGCAGGCCGAGACCGUCGUGCGCGGCGUGACGCUGCUGCGCGAGCUCACCGACCUGCUGCGCGCCGCUUUGCCGCCCCCCGCGCCGCCGCCCGCCGCCCUCGACCCGACGCUGGCGCUGCACCACCACCAUCACCGCAUGUGACCGUCCACUGACUGACUAGCUAUUAUUUACUUACGAGUAAAUAAAUAAAAU